UCGGGAGCCUCAGAGGACAGAAAAUCAAUGCGCAGAAUGGAAAACCAACCUGGCAGAUCACAGGCCCAGUAUGACCAGUGUUCAGCAACUGAAGCUGCUCAGCAUUUCAUGUCCUUGCUCACCAGAGCAAUUCCUGAAGAUCGUAGACAGGUUCAGAGUACGAGUUUGGAGGGACCUACUGUUGCGUUUGAGAUGGCCAGAUCCUUCCCUGGAUUUGUCAAACGCAAUGGAAAAAACCGAAGUCAUCCCUUUAGAAGACCAGCAAAUGUUGUGAAGACGUGGAAGCCACUUGAAGUACCAUUUUUCUUGCUUGGUUCAAAAACGGACACAACUCCAUCCAUAUCUGCCGAGCUGGAGCUCAUGCAAGCAGGGCUGGGAAAGAGGGCGUUGUCUAUCACAUCUGACUUAACGCAUGCAGAGUUAUCCAGUUCACCAAGGACAGCAUAUCCGAAGAUGAAUGAUCUUCAAGACAGAUGGCUUCUUUUCAAAGCAGCAGGCGGAAAUGGCAGGAGAAAACUGUCUGCAAUCGCAUUAGAGGCAGAGGGAUACACUGGUUCUGUCAUCAAAAGAGUCUCAGGUGGAGGAAAACAGCUGUUAUAUAUAGUGCCCCUCCAAGAUGAGCUAGAUUUAACACCACUACCAGCAGAUGCACCGGAAUUUGCACGUAUGCCAACAGCAACAUGCAAACAAUACAAGACAGUGAUGCCAUUACAGAUGUUGGCUCUGCACAUUGACCACUGCAACAACACAUCAAACUCGGAAACUGAGGAGGACGAUGUGGUGUUCCUGGAAGAAGCAACAUCUCCUAACCCAGUCCUAGGACCUUGUACAGACGCACCAUGGUCCAAUGAGCAACAUUGCUUUCAGCAGGCAGGUGAGGUCCAAUGUCCAAUAUGCACAAGAACAUUUCCAGUGUCAGACAUAGAACUACAUGCAAGCUUCUGCGGUGAAAGUAGUAUGGGAAAGGAUCUUUGCCAGCUUGACACAGUCAAGAUAUCUGGAUCUGGAUCAUAUAUCAUGCGAUGGCUGCUGGGAUCGAGAAGCCAAUAUUUGAAGGCGAAAGUGAGAAUGCCAAAGUACCAAAGUAUUCCCUCAACAAUUUGGACAACUGUUCAAGUAUGUUAUUCUUAUUUCUAGCACUUAUAAUUACUGAUUAUUAUUAUUAUCUGAUGGACACCUUCGCAAGAAUACUUUCAUGAGUGAAAAUAUUAGGGAUGUACCGAAAUGAAAAUUCUUGGCCGAAAACCGAAAAUGAGGAAACCAAGGCCGAAAACCGAAAACCGAAUCACCGAAAGAAAUUAUUAUGACAAUUAUUAGUACCAUUUAGGGUUGCCGCGGUAUACGGUAUUUGGUUAAAAAGCUUAAAAGUUCGGCAGUUUGUCUUUUCACUGUUUUAUUUUUGAUGUGUAUGUAACCGGCCUCAUUCAAGCAGCCUCCAUUAGGUGACGACGGAGAAGUAGGACACAGGGUUGAUCUCCACACAAACACUUUUAUUUUCUCUGUGUCACACAAACAGUAGGGGGCGCAACCGCCGUCAGAUUAGCUUGUGGAAACCAAUUAUUCGGUUGACGUCAGCCCACCGCAAGCAUUUAUAAUAUAAACGUUUACAAAAUCUCAAUAAAAAACACAGAAAUAAAACAUACAAAGAAACCCCUAAUGGGAAAUGUACAUACAGUGACCCACCUGUGUCACACAAACAGUAGGGGGCGCAACCGCCGUCAGAUUAGCUUGUGGAAACCUGAACACAACGUGGUCGGAUGAAAUAUAUCAACGGGCAUCCCACACAUCAGCUGACACUACCCCCCACCCUCGCAAUGUACA
Messenger RNA from Gadus chalcogrammus (walleye pollock), 1821 nucleotides. RefSeq lists its product as uncharacterized. The record is from RefSeq and is a predicted model, not a curated record. The coding region runs from base 28 to 1137 and encodes 369 amino acids. Lineage: Eukaryota; Metazoa; Chordata; Actinopteri; Gadiformes; Gadidae. The transcript is spliced from 10 exons.